GUCACUUCUUUGCUUCUCCCCCACCCCCAAUCUUUCCCCCAUAAUUGAUGACCAUCUGUUGAGUCAUCUUUACCCCCACAGACCUUUCUUUCCCCUGUGACGUACUUCUCCCACUUCUGACGGGCAUAGUCAUCUCAUCCAAUACUUUUAUAAUGGAAUCUCCUGUUUGAAACCAGUAAUGACCGAAGGCCCCAAUAUGAGAAUCAGCACAAUGACAGGAGAAGGGAAGAAGAAGGCAGAGGAGGAGGAAGUUUUUUCCACAGUGGACUAGAGGAAAAUAAGGCAUUCAAACCAAAGUACUUCUGAUUUACAGAUUACCUCCCCAAGGCAAUUCUUCUUCCUGAAAAAAGGAGCCCAAGAUCACUUUCCCAGUGGUGAUGUCUGGAUGGAUGGCUUGUUAGCUGGCUGGCUGCCUCCCUGGAUAGUGAUAGUCGAAGUCUCAAAGAGCAGCUGAGAAUCUGGUAAAAUGACAAGGAAGGCAACAGUUCUUAAGACCCCAGAGAAAAGCCAGCGAUCCGGCUUCCUUUCACUGCUGUACCAGACCCUAUGUGAGCCUAAACUAACCUGCACAGGGGUCUUUUAAGUCAAAAGUGCUUUGUAAAUGCGCCUGUCCCUUUAAAGAAAGGGAACGCUGUUUCUCACACUCUGCCUCUGUGGGUGAACACAAGGUGCUGAGAUUGAGCCGCUUGAGAGAGAGAGUAAAGACGAUCCAGUGGAAGGAAGAAGAAGGGAAAACCUGCUGGAAAAAGGAAAGAGGUGAAUUGGGGCAGAAAUGAAGAUAAGUGAAAUAAAGGCAACAGGGCCUGGGGGGAGUUCCCAUAUUAUGAAAUAGCAAUCCAGAAACCUGUUGUGACUUCAAAAUGACUUUUCACGUGGAAGGGUUGAUAGCUAUCAUUUUGUUCUAUUUGGUCAUCCUGUUUGUUGGAAUAUGGGCUGCUUGGAAGACAAAAAACAGUGGGAGUGAUGGAGAUCGUAGUGAAGCUAUUAUAGUUGGUGGAAGAGAUAUUGGCUUGCUAGUUGGUGGAUUUACCAUGACUGCCACCUGGGUUGGAGGCGGUUAUAUAAAUGGAACAGCUGAAGCAGUGUAUCUUCCAGACUAUGGACUUGCCUGGGCUCAGGCACCCAUUGGGUAUUCGCUUAGCCUAAUUGUAGGUGGCAUGUUUUUUGCAAAGCCCAUGCGUUCCAAAGGGUAUGUAACAAUGUUGGAUCCAUUUCAGCAAAUUUAUGGAAAACGGAUGGGAGGGCUUAUCUUCAUACCUGCCUUGAUGGGAGAAAUGUUCUGGGCAGCAGCCAUCUUUUCUGCACUAGGUGCCACCAUAAGUGUGAUAAUUGACAUCAACAACACCAUUUCAGUUAUUAUUUCUGCCUCCAUUGCAACCCUGUAUACCUUAGUGGGAGGACUUUAUUCAGUAGCUUACACUGAUGUGGUCCAGCUGUUCUGCAUUUUCUUAGGACUUUGGAUCAGCAUCCCAUUUGCCAUUUCCCAUCCUGCAGUGACAAGCAUUGGGUACACAGCUGUGCAUGAAGUAUAUCAAAAACCUUGGCUUGGAACCAUUAAAUCCCCUGACAUAUACAAAUGGAUUGACGAUUUCUUCUUACUGAUGUUAGGAGGAAUCCCAUGGCAAGCCUAUUUCCAGCGAGUCCUUUCUUCUUCAUCAGCUACGUAUGCACAAAUGCUCUCUUUUCUGGCAGCAUUUGGAUGUCUUGUAAUGGCAAUACCCUCAGUGCUUAUUGGUGCCAUUGGUGCAUCAACAGCUUGGAAUCAGACUGAAUAUACUGGUCAGGACCCUAAAUCUGAAGAUAAAAGCGACAUGAUAUUACCAAUUGUCCUUCAAUAUCUUUGUCCAGUGUACAUUUCGUUCUUCGGCCUUGGAGCAGUGUCUGCUGCUGUAAUGUCCUCUGCUGACUCUUCCAUUUUAUCAGCAAGUUCUAUGUUUGCACGGAAUAUAUACCAGCUUUCAUUUCGGCAAACUGCUUCAGACAACGAAAUAGUUUGGGUCAUGCGAAUUACCAUUUUUAUGUUUGGAGCUGCAGCAACAGCGAUGGCUCUGCUAGCUCAAUCCAUAUAUGGUCUCUGGUACCUCAGCUCUGAUCUGGUUUACAUCAUCAUCUUCCCCCAACUUUUAUGUGUUCUUUUUAUCAAAGGAACAAAUACUUACGGUGCCAUUGUAGGAUACUUAUUUGGGCUCCUACUUCGAAUUACUGGAGGAGAAGCUUAUCUAUCCUUACCGCCUUUGAUUUUGUAUCCUGGUUGGUAUCUUGAUGAUGAUGGCAUAUACAUUCAGAGAUUUCCUUUUAAGACAUUAGCUAUGCUUACUUCUUUCUUUACAAAUAUUGCAGUAUCCUAUCUAGCAAAAUACUUAUUUGAAAGUGGCACUUUACCACCCAAACUAGACUUCCUUGAUGCUGUUGUUGCAAAGUACAGUAAAGAGAACAUGGACAAGGCUACUCUUGUGAAAAGUGACAAUAUUGUUUUAAAUGAACUGGCACCAGUGAACCCUCGACACAGUUUGAAUCUGAGCUCUACUUUUACAAAUAAAGAGGCCUUCAGCGAUAUGGAUUCAAGUCCAGAGGUAUCCACUGCAGAGGAGAAAUGACAACAGCCCAGAUGAAGAGAAAUACUGCUUUUGCCUCACCCAUAGUGCAACAGGAUAUGCUGCCAUGGGAAAUUAAAAGUAGCUUGGGAAGAAAUGGAUGGAGACAAAAAAAAAAAAACCCCCACUACCUACUCUUUUAGUUUGUGUCUUGAAAGAGGAACAAUUUGGAUUAAACUCUUACACAGUAUUAUCAAAAACAUGUUGGGUAGAAUUAUAGUAUAUCUCAUUCCACCACAGUAUUUGAAUGUCAAUAAGAGAGAAAAUUCAACAUCCAGAGAAAAAAAAACAUUGGUUUCUUUAAAAUUUAUAUCACUAAUUUGCACAGGUAGAAAUAAUUUGCAAAUUCAGAAUCCCCAUUUUCCCAGUUCUCCCCCAUCUGCUAACUUGACAGCUUUUAUUUUGCACAUCUUGGAGCAAGAUUGAGCUGCUCAAUCAGCUCAAUGUCAGCAGCAUUCCCAAAACUGCACCACUGAAGUGUAAACAUUUAGUAGUGAAUUUUUCUUGAAUUUUUUUAGAAAUAAGAAACCAAAUGUUGUGUUAAGAUCCUAACACUUUAAAUAAAAUGUAAUUACACAAAGGGCAAUAUAUAGCACUGCUAUUUUAGUGAUGUCAUUGGAAAAAAUGAGACCAUCAGCUGCUGUCCAAGUUUAUAGUUAGGAUGGAAUUUUCUCAAAUAGAGAAACUCUUGAAAUAUAUAAUUAAUUUGUGUCACAAGUUUAAUAGGAAACAUUAUGUUGAUUUUUUUUUUUAUCAACAUAAAAAAUUUGUCAAGAUUGGAAAAAACAGGGAUUGCUCCCUUGCCUUCAGAAGUAGAAGGGAAAACAAAUAUUCAAUAUCAGCUAGUAUGUCCUGUAUGGUAGCAAGGUAUUCAGUAAAGAAGAGGAACUUAACAGAUUCUAUGAUCUCCAGCAAUAAAUCGUGCUCCUAAAAUUAAUAGAUUUAAUAACCAUGUAUAUUUUAUAUCUCUUAAACUAUAGAUUCAGCCCCUUACAAUUAGUAAAUUGAAAUAUUCUACUAAUAAUAUUCUUUUCUUUCAUGAAAAUUAAGGUUUUUCUCUCAGCAGUUACUCUUUUAUAAAGCUUGUAAAAAAUAACAACCAUGAUGUAGCCACCCUGGUUUUCAAGUAGUUAUAUCUAGAGCGCCCUUGAGGGUUUUUUAAAUAUUCAGAAUUCCUAAACGGUGCUCAAAAUGAUCUGGGAAGAGAAUAAAAGUUUUAGCAUCUCUCUUUCUUCAGCAUUUUCUAUCUUUAAAAUAGUCAUUAAAAAAAAAGCAGCUAGCUGGUUAAUGCCUUCCAAGCAUGGUAGCUUUAAAUGUGCAGAGUUUAUUUUAUGUAUAAUACUAUUCCAACUGUUGAUAUCCCUUUUGUCAUCUGAAAUGAUAUUCCUUGGCAGGCAGUUUAAUUAUCUGGAUUUUCUGCUUCUUUUUUUUCUUUGUGGAACAUUGCUAGAUAGCUAACUGCUUGAUUAGACUACGUUGACCUUGCAUUCAAAUCAUAGCUUUGUAUAACAUCUAACAGUGUGGAUACAGUGUAUGUAUAUGUGUGCUUCUCAUAUCACCUUUUGUAGUCAGUGUCAAUAUAAGCCUUGGUAAAUUGCUAUCAUGCGUGCAUUCACCUAAUUAUAUCCAUGUUUCUCCAGAGCAGUUUAAAUUUGGAUAAAUGUGAUAUAUGGUCCUCUGAGCAAGGCUUUUGUAUAUAUGCAAGAGGAUUUAUGCUCCCUUUUGAAAUUUAUUACAGGAAAAUAGCAGGAAAAUGUGUUUCAACAUUUGAUGCAUUCCCUUAAAUAUAUGAUGGAACAAUUAGCCUUUUGGGAAGCAAGAUUACAUCCUCUAUCCAUCAGUAUCUAGAACAGGGAUGGGAAACUAUGGCCCUUUUAUGACUAUGGCCCUAUAAAAGGGCCAUAGUUCCACACCUCUGAUCUAGAAUGACCAAUCAGUGCAAAAAAAAUAAAAACCUGCAUGGUUGCUGACACUGUUUGUUUUUUAUUCUCAGAAACAAUAGAAAAAAGAAUGAAUUGUUACUUUUAAAUUGUGUUCCACACUAAAGUCUCAUCCAUAAAGCUACAUGCUACACAUGUGCUCAGAUAUUAGGGAAUAUUUUCCUGAAUAACAUUUCCUUUCUUCUCAAGAGGAGAGGGAAACAGAGAAAUGCUGUCACAAUACUGAGAUCCAGUGCACCCCAAAGAUUUUUUUCAUUGGCUGAUUAUAUUUAUUCCCUCUGCUGCUUUCCCACAACUAGUGACUUCUUUCCAUUCACUGGAUGUCUCAAAUCAUUCUCUCUGCAUUAUUUUUGCCUCUCUUAUAGAUCGCUACCAGUGUGGUAACAAUUCUUUGAUUUGUAGUAAAAAAUUAGUUUUGGUCAGAAUAUAAUUUUUAUUGAACUGUGAAUUAUACACUAGAUACUCCAUCAAAAGUUAAUUAAAUAUUUUAAUGUGUAAUAUUCUCCUCUCAGCAGUAAAAAAAAAAAAAUUACAGCAAAAAUUUGAAUUGAGAAUUCAAUCUGAGAGGAAAAGCUGGAAAGAUGGCUUGUAUUCUUGAAAGUGAGAACUACUAAGGAUUACACACCCAGUUUAUGGUAUUCACAAAUGACUAAAUCAUCAAAAGAAUUAUAAUUUUCAGGGAGUCAUAAAAUUGGAGGAGAUUCAUGAACUCCAUUAUUUCCCUAAACUGCUGCCAUUUCCCCAUUACUUUUUCACAAUUCAUUAGUUCAGUGAAGUAUUUUCCAGGUGGAGUCUAGAUAGAAAAUGGCUGCUACCAUUACAGGAGCAUUGCUGAACCACAGCAUUAGAGAAAAAGACAGCCUAUCAGCUCCAGUAGAAUUAACAUCAUAAUGAAAUAGGCAGUGCAUGUGUUUUUAAAAAAAACCUUAAAGGAAACCAAAUCCAUUUUCUCUGUCACACACCUCAAAUUUCAAUGCUUGUAAGAAGACAAUUUAAGCCUAAAAUUGUAUAUGUAGAAAUACCCUAUUGUCUAUUAAAAGGCAUUUUAAACUUGAGGGAGGAAAGAGAUAGUAAAUUAACCAAGUACAUAUUUUGAUUAAAAUUUAUAAAAUUGUGGAUUACAAUUUAAAUUGCUGCUAAAAGAAAAAAAAUCAAUAAGAUUUUGAAUAUUUACACUUUUCACCAGUUUUUAAAAGGUUAAUUUGCAGUCUAUGUGCAAAUUUUCUUUAAUACUAACCUAAUACAUAUAUAAGAUAAUAAAUUUAAUUGGCUCUAUUUAUAUUUAUUUUUUUAAAAAACCUGUAAUUUCAUUUCGGUUUAUGAACUGAAUCAUUAUUGGCAAACUGCCUCCAACAAACAUCCUCACCAUAUGUUCUGUUGGUUUAGAAAAAUAUAGCCUUAUUUCCAAGCCUACCAAAUUAAACAAAUUAUAAACCAGAGAUUGAUACAAGCCAUGGAUUGCUGCAAGCCAUAGAUUGGCAUUUCAACAUCUUGGUUAUGUAUUUAACUAGUGAAGCUAGUUAAUUGUAUUACUUCCACUCCUGUACUGCUAGACAUGGGAAAAUGGUAGGACAAGAAAUGAAAUUUACCAAAUACAAUAGGAGCAUGACCUGAUUUUACAAAGGAAAAGAUGCAUGAAUCUCUUAUUGUAUUUCUCUCCUCACUUAAAUCAGUUCAAGUAAUCUGUCAUUGAUUACAGAGGGAGAAAUGUAAAAUUUCUCUAUUUCUAUUUUCCUUUGCCAAAGCUAAUUAUAUGUUUGGUAUACAGCAUAUUGUCAUGCCUUUUUAAAAUAAAUUUUAUUUUGGAUUUUUAAAAAAUCCAGUGUUUUCAGUGUAACGUGGGUUAUUCCUGACUGUAUCUAGUUAAUGAAAUAUGUUUCUAGAAAUUUCCUGAAGGGUAUUCUUCAAGCUAUAUUGUUACAACUUCUAAUAUUAAUUUCUACAAAUACAUAUUUCUAGGAAAUAGUGAUACUGUAUAUACAUGUUGCUUUUAAAUAUUUAUAUUUUGCAUCUUGCGGAACCCAGGUAGGACUUCAUAGUCAACAGCAGAUCUAUAUUUCAUAUUUAAGUUUUAUGACUCAGCUAACAUUGAUCACAUUCUAAAUAUUUUCAGAUUUCAAGAUAAGAAAGAAGAACAUAUUAUGAAUUCAUAACACAAUUCUGCAUUGUAGAAUAGGAUAAACCAAAUUUGUGUAUAGGAAGUGUAUAUUCAAUGUUGUAAAUGUCCUUAUUGAUCUUCUAAAGGAGAUGGUUCAGCAUAUUAUUCACACUUCUCACUUAAUAUAUUUUAUCAGCAUCUAUUAUUGCACUACAUAUUUUUAGGAGAAAGAUCUUGUCAAAAUGUCCAAGCAGAAUUUUCCAUUAAAAAAGAAAUCUGCAAUCUUUAUGAUCCUUAUACCAUAUCUAUGAUCAUUGAAACAAUACAAAGAGUCAGGGUCACAGAAACAAAGUAAUGUUAAACACUGGGUUAUUUUUUCAUAUGAUGGAAAAGUCUGUAACUUGUACUGGUAGCUGACCAUCAUUCUAUAUCAAGUAUGUACAUGCUCUCAAUUCACCCAAGCAUGAAAACUCAGAGGUUUAAUAGAAAAAUGGAGGGAGAAAACAAAAUUCUAUUAAAGCUAUGAACUUAUUCUGUGUUAGACUUGUACUCAUAAUAAGAUUGGAUCAUGUCCUUAAACUUAUUCAUUAGCAUUAUUUCUAUAUUUAUUAAAGGAAAUUUGUCAUGAUUCUGAUGUGGCUGUUAAAAUAUAAUUCUAGCAAAAAUGAAAAGCUAUUUUUGAUCCAGGACUGCAGCACGAAGCAGUAAAAUACUCCAUUAGAAGAUUUCUUCAGAACAAAAUAGCAUCAGAGACGAAAUUAAGCUGCCAUUUGCUCAUUUUACUUACCAUGAAACUCCAGAAUGAGUUCAUUGUACCUGCUCGCAGCAAUACAAUUUGCACAAACUUGAAGUUCCAAGGCUUUGCUUGCUUAACAAUAGUAACAGAAGUAGAUAAAAUCAUCCUGUUGUAACUCCUGUUACAUAACUCCCAUGCUUAGGGAAGUAAUUCUAAGUAAGCUUUUAAAAAAUUACUUUGUUUCAUUAGCGACAAAACUGGUCAUUCCCAUGUUAUGAAUGUUAUGAGAGACUGAAGUGAAUGUAAACUUGAAAUAUAUUAAUACUUCUAACAGUUGGAUUUUAGUUAUUUAAUUUCAUAGAGUGAUCAUUAACAUUUAAAAUAUUUUAAGUCAUAGGAAGAAACAUGAUCAAUUACCUGUCUACACUUGUGCUGAUUUGAUCCAGUAAAAUGUGUCAGUAUAUAAUUCUAAGUCUUCUAUUUAAACAGGGUAAUAGUUAUAGCUAUUAUUUAUUAAUGUAUAUUAUAUAUAAAUAUAUAUUGUCUGUCAUAAAUAUAUUUUAAAGAUGUUUGACUCAAAUAAGGAUUCCACUGUCAAUAUCUCAGUUUCUCUCUGCAUGUACAGCAAUAUAUUAAUACCCACAAAUUCAGAAAAAAAUAUCAAAUGUUGUCUACUUUGGCUUCAUUUUUGUCCAGCUAUUUAAAAAUAUAUAUAUUUAUUUUAACAUUAA
Pantherophis guttatus is the source of this 8099-nucleotide messenger RNA. It is a transcript of the gene SLC5A7, whose product is annotated as solute carrier family 5 member 7. Gene Ontology annotation, molecular function: choline:sodium symporter activity. Lineage: Eukaryota; Metazoa; Chordata; Lepidosauria; Squamata; Colubridae. Gene Ontology annotation, biological process: transmembrane transport; synaptic transmission, cholinergic; neuromuscular synaptic transmission. Gene Ontology annotation, cellular component: perikaryon; synapse; plasma membrane. The record is from RefSeq and is a predicted model, not a curated record.